UAAUCCUUGCCCUCUGCAUCGGACGAGUGACUGAGCGAGGUUCAACACAGUCGAUUCACCUGAGCUUUUUCAACAUGGAUGCCCCUCUUACCCCAGAGUUGAAGGCAGAACUGAAGAAAAUCGCCGAGGCUAUUGUGACUCCAGGCAAAGGUAUUCUAGCUGCAGAUGAAAGCACGGGCACUAUGGGCAAACGACUGGCAAACAUCGGCGUUGAAAAUGUCGAAGAGAACCGUCGCCUUUACCGACAGCUUCUGUUCAAUUCAGGCGCAGGCUUUAGUAACAGUAUCAGUGGUGUCAUUCUUUUCCACGAAACUGUUUAUCAGAAGGCAGACGAUGGAACGGCUUUUGUUAAGAUUUUGAGGGACCACGGCAUUAUUCCAGGGAUCAAAGUCGACAAAGGUGUUGUGCCCUUGGCUGGAACCGUUGGUGAGAGCACCACUCAGGGACUUGAUGGUUUGUCCGAGAGAUGUGCCCAGUACAAAAAAGAUGGCUGUGACUUUGCCAAGUGGCGUUGUGUGCUGAAGAUUGGUCCGAAUCAGCCGUCCGAGCUUGCCAUGAAAGAGAAUGCAAAUGUCCUCGCUCGCUACGCAAGCAUUUGCCAGGCUAAUGGGCUCGUUCCAAUCGUUGAGCCUGAAGUAUUGUGCGAUGGUGAUCAUUCUUUAGAACGAUGCCAGCAAGUCACGGAAGCUGUUCUCUCUGCUACUUACAAAGCUCUUGUUGACCAUCAUAUUUAUCUGGAAGGAACGCUUUUGAAACCCAACAUGGUCACAGCUGGCCAGUCUUGUCCAACAAAAUACACUCCACAACAAAAUGCUGAAGCUACUGUUACAGCCUUGUCCCGCACUGUGCCUGCUGCAGUUCCAGGUAUUGUCUUCUUGUCUGGAGGACAAUCUGAAGAGGAAGCAUCCGUCAACCUGAAUGCUAUCAAUCAGUAUCCAGGUAAGAAGCCAUGGCGUCUAACAUUUUCAUUUGGCCGUGCUCUUCAGGCCAGUGCUUUGAAAGCUUGGGGUGGAAAAACAGAUCAGGUGAAAGCUGGGCAAACAGAGUUUCUGAAGCGCGCUGCAGCUAAUGGAAUGGCUUCCAAAGGAGAGUAUACUGGAAGUGCUAGCAUUGCUGGGGGAGAAAGCUUAUUUGUGGCAAACCAUCAGUAUUAACUGAACUUCACUGUUUGUUUUUUUCUGUUCAGUACAUAGGGUGGCUCAGAAUUAGUGUAGCAAACUCUAAAAUUCUUGCUGUAGUGUGUAAGACAGGCAAACCGAACACAGAACUACUGAACAUAAAAAGUAAUUUUCUUUCAGUGAUUAUAUUCAUUUUGUGAUUCAAUAGUGGUAGUGAAUUGCAUAUAGCUUGCUUCUCUCCUUCUAAGUGAACCGAGGUCAAGGUGAAAAAGAGGAUAUGAUAUCACCAAUAAAACACAAGUGAAAUGUU
Pocillopora verrucosa is the source of this 1428-nucleotide messenger RNA. Its product is annotated as fructose-bisphosphate aldolase C. Lineage: Eukaryota; Metazoa; Cnidaria; Anthozoa; Scleractinia; Pocilloporidae. The record is from RefSeq and is a predicted model, not a curated record. Gene Ontology annotation, biological process: fructose 1,6-bisphosphate metabolic process; glycolytic process. Gene Ontology annotation, cellular component: cytosol. Gene Ontology annotation, molecular function: fructose-bisphosphate aldolase activity.